Messenger RNA from Nicotiana attenuata, 783 nucleotides. RefSeq lists its product as uncharacterized. NCBI's taxonomy places the organism in Eukaryota, Viridiplantae, Streptophyta, Magnoliopsida, Solanales, Solanaceae. The record is from RefSeq and is a predicted model, not a curated record. Bases 1 to 783 code for a protein of 260 amino acids. The transcript has a single exon.
AUGUUGCACAAGCACUUCCAAAUGUUCUCAGCAGCCUCGGGUCUAAUUGCUAAUCCAAACAAAAGCAGCAUUUAUUUUGGUGGUGUGAACAACAUGAUUCAGCAGCAAAUUAUGGACAUACUGGGCUAUACUAAAGGUGAACUACUGUUCAGAUAUCUAGGUGUUCCUUUGAGCACAAAGAGACUGUCUGCCAUUCAAUGUGAACCCUUAAUAGAGCGGAUGCUAAGCAGAAUUCAAAGCUGGACCACAAAGUUUCUGUCAUAUGCUGGAAGAGCAAUCCUAGUCAAGAGUGUGCUAUUUGCUAUACAAACUUUCUGGGCUCAGAUCUUCAUAUUGCCCAAGAAAAUUGUCCAUUUCAUACAAGCAAUUUGUAGAAGGUUCCUAUGGACAGGAAAUGUUGAACCAACAAAGAAGGCUUUGAUAGCCUGGGACAAACUGUGUGCACCAAAAGUAGCUGGGGGAUUGAACUUCAUCAAUGUGGAGCUAUGGAACAAGGCAGCCAUUUGCAAGUUACAAUGGAGUAUUUGUACAAGGAAAGAGAAAAUGUGGAUUCAAUGGGUGCAUACUUACUACAUAGAGGAGAACACAGUCUGGAAUACAGAACCAAAGAAUGCAUCAUGGGCCAUACAAAAGAUUUUCAAAGCAAGGAACAACUUUGCAAAUGCAGGGCUCUUAGAAGAAGAUGUUCAGAAGAUGGAGAAAUGUUCUGCCAAGCAACUAUACAGAACCAUGCAACGAGACUUUCCUAAGGUGACAUGGUGGAAACUAGUAUGCAACAAUUAG